AUGUGCCACGUGGCCAGCGAGCAGGUGAGCAAAGCAGCGCUGGAGGAGAAGAUCAACGAUCUUCGUACGGAAUUGGCUAUCUCAAACAGUCAGUUAAGCGAGAUGGAGCAUAUCCGUCGGCAGAAGGACAAGAUUCUGCACCAGCUGGAUGAACACCAAUCGACCAUUGCUGAUCUGGAGAAAACCGUCAACGCCUACCGAAGAGAAAAGUCUGAGAACGAGACCGCCCUCCGUAAGGCUCAACAGCGUGCCCAGACUUUGCAAAGCGCCCUGGACACUUCAGAGCAUGUACAGCGUGACUUUGUCCGGUUGUCGCAGUCGCUGCAGAUUCAGUUGGAAAAGAUUCGCCAAGGCGAACAUGAGGUGCGAUGGCAAGACGAAGACGACGUAAUAGCAUGCAAUUCAUGCACGCAGCUGUUCACACGUCAGCGUCGGAAAUAUCACUGUCGACACUGUGGCAAAAUCUUCUGUGACCAAUGUCUGAGUCGAGUUGUGCCGUCCGGUCCUCAGAAAAAACUUGCCAGAGUCUGUGAGGUGUGUCACACGUUGCUUGUGCGCGACAGUGCUCCCUUCUUUGCCGUUCAGAUGCCCAAAGAUACCCAUAAUGACUGA
This is a messenger RNA of Soboliphyme baturini, 612 nucleotides long. NCBI's taxonomy places the organism in Eukaryota, Metazoa, Nematoda, Enoplea, Dioctophymatida, Soboliphymatidae. The record is from the annotation of a GenBank genome assembly.